This is a messenger RNA of Macadamia integrifolia, 6842 nucleotides long. RefSeq lists its product as uncharacterized. Gene Ontology annotation, cellular component: membrane; small-subunit processome; nucleolus. Bases 146 to 6520 code for a protein of 2124 amino acids. The record is from RefSeq and is a predicted model, not a curated record. The transcript is spliced from 33 exons. Lineage: Eukaryota; Viridiplantae; Streptophyta; Magnoliopsida; Proteales; Proteaceae. Gene Ontology annotation, biological process: G protein-coupled receptor signaling pathway; ribosome biogenesis. Gene Ontology annotation, molecular function: G protein-coupled receptor activity; glutamate-gated receptor activity; cation binding.
AGCAAAACUCUUUAUUUUAUUUACCUUUCACUGUAAUCAAACAGGGUCUCACUGCCUCAUUCAGUCACGAAUAAAAUCCCCGCCCUAGCGCUCCUGCAAACUCUCUUUCUCUUACCUCCGGAGUUUGUUGAACCUUCACUUAACCAUGGCUUCUAUUCUAGCAAAGAAACAAAAGCAAAUAGACAAGUACAGUCUCAAAGAACUGAAAACCCUAGGCCAUCAACUUCUCUCUUCAAGAGCUCACAUCAACAACCUUCCUCUCCUCCUUUCCUUCGUUUCACUUUCAUCCUCUCCUCAACAUGCUCUCGAAUCUAUUAUCUCGCUGCAAUCGUUUUUCAUUCCCGUUCUUCCUGAGCUCCCAUCAUCCUCUCCCAAGUCUCUCUUGAAUGCUAGCGAAGCAGAAAAGGACCCCGAAUUGGUCUAUGGAAUAUGGCUUCGGUCGAAGUUCGAUGAGUUUGUUAAGUCGCUAAUCACUGUUGCUGUUUCUCAAGAGUCUGAUGAAGCUCUCAGGGAAGUCGCGUUGGAUGCAGUAAUGGAGUUUGUGAAAUUGGGUAAAGGUGGGAGGUUUCAGUCUGUUAUAUACCACAGGCUUCUCCAUACUAUUGUUCACUCAGCAUCAUCUAUGGAUUUCUUAUUAGACUUGCUUGUGUCAAAGUUCUCCAAGUACAUCGACGUUCGUUAUUUCACAUACAUUAGUGUGGAAAAGAUUGCGAAGAGUUUGGAAGUGACAAACAUUGAUAAUGGAAAUGUGGUUAUACAAGAGGAUGACAAGUUCACUUCUCGAGAAAGCAAUAUAGAGGUUUCUAUUCAGAAGAUACAUUAUCUUCUAGCACACAUUUCUCCUCUACAAGAGCAGGACGGGGACCACGACCAUGAGAUGUGGAGUGAAUCAGGAUUUUCAUCCAAAGACAAUGAGGCUUUGCAGGUUAAGGACAAGCAAAGUAAAUCAAACAAACUGAUUAAGGAUGUCUCUGCUCCAUCCAACAUUGCCAAAAGGAUGAAGUUGAAGUUCACUAAAGCAUGGCUAUCUUUCCUGAGGUUACCCCUCCCUCUUGAUGUGUACAAGAAGGUUCUCAUUUUGCUUCAUCAGGCAGUCAUUCCUCAUAUGUCAAAUCCUGUUAUUUUAUGUGACUUCUUAACAAGAUCAUAUGACAUUGGGGGUGUAAUAAGUGUCAUGGCUCUUAGCAGCUUGUUCAUUCUAAUGACACAAUAUGGUCUUGAGUAUCCUAACUUCUACGAAAAGCUCUAUGCACUAUUAGUACCUUCUAUUUUUAUGGCAAAGCAUCGAGCAAAGUUUUUCCAGCUUCUGGAUUCAUGCCUGAAAUCUCCACUUCUUCCGGCGUAUUUGGCUGCUGCAUUUGCUAAAAAGUUGAGCAGGCUUUCGCUUUCAGUUCCCCCUUCAGGAGCAUUGGUUAUUAUUGCCCUAAUUCACAACCUUCUGCGGAGGCAUCCUUCAAUUAACUUUCUGGUUCACUGGCAAACAGGUGAUGAUACUGAUAGAGAUCUUUCAAGAGGAGGAACAGAAUUUGGUGAGAGUGCAAAGGAAUCUGGUGCACCAGAGGUUCCCAGCAGAAAACCAGGCAUUGACCUGUUUAACAGUGAGGAGAGUGAUCCUGCUAAGUGUAAUGCUAUGAGAAGUUCUCUUUGGGAAAUAGAUACUCUCCGCCACCAUUACUGCCCUCCUGUUUCAAGAUUUGUUGUGUCACUUGAGAAUGACUUGACAGUUACAGCCAAAACCACUGAAGUUGCAGUAAAGGAUUUCAGUUCUGGUUCAUAUGCCACAGUAUUUAAAGCAGAGAUUGAGCGGAGGAUGAAACAGGUCCCGCUUGCAUUCUACCAAUCAACCCCAACAUCUCUUUUCUCUGAGUCUGAUUUUGUGGGUUGGACUUUCAAUGCCAAAGAGAAUGAAAGAAAGGAAACCAGGCACGAUGAUGAAAAUGGCGGCGUGGACAUAUCAAACGAAGAUGUUCUAAAAACUACAAAAAGACAGCGGAUGGAUUGUGAGGAGCUGGAGCUUGGACUUUCAAAGGAGAAACCAAGGAACCAUUUAGAUAUGAGACAUCGUUUAGACUCUAAAGGCCAACGCAGAGGAAAGUUAAUUGAUUACAGAGUCAGCGAGCUGAGAGUAGUUGAACUUUUGGAUGGGCUCUGUGAAAAGAUGCAAGAUUAUACUCUAGAGAAGUUAGAUUCCACUAGACGAGAAUGGAUCAAAGUGGAUGAUUGGGACAACCUGACAAUUGACAAGCAAGAAGCACGAGCUUAUUCAAAAGACAUAUCCUCCUACUGCGGAAGGUUACUUGAAGAAACAGAAGAUGAGUUGGCCGAAUUGAUAAAGAAAGGUUCUGUGAGAACAGGAGAAGUAAGUAAGGUUUUAUGCCAAGACCUCAGCAAGCAUUGCAGUGAGACAAGUUGUUUAAGAUUACAAGGUUCAACAAAGGUCGUCGGGUUUGGAGUUUGCUUGAAGGAAGUGAAUGUUUUGGGAAGAAACAUGGCUGCAGGGCCUGAUCUUUCGCCCCCAUUUACCGUAUUAGAAGGAGGGUACAGUAAUGACAAUGCUUCUUCCAUGGAAGAUGAGAAUUCCGAGAUUUCAGACAGCUUGAAACAAAUGAAGACUGGGAAACCCCCACGCCAUCUCUCAGUUAUGCGGCAUUGUAUUAGCUCUGCUCGGUUGGCCACAUCUGAAUUGGAGCUCAAUACAGGUGUUGUUGGACUAAAGUCACCAACAGAAGGAAAAUCUGGGUUUUUACCCGUAUUUCGUUCGGGAAGCUGUUCUGAGAUUGGACCAAAACAGUACAUGGAGGAUGAACAUAUCUGUAUAGAUAAUCUUGUUGAAUAUCUUGGUGCGAACAUAAACCUCCCUUCUCCAGGAGGUUUCUACGGGGUGUUCGAUGGGCAUGGUGGUUCAGAUGCAGCAUCAUUCAUCCAAAAAAACAUUCUUAAAUUUAUAAUUGAAGACUCCCACUUCCCCUCUUGCAUAGAGAUGGCCAUUAAGAGUGCUUUUUUGAAAGCUGAUCAUGCUUUUGCUGAUGCCUCUACUCUUGACAGCUCCUCUGGAACCACAGCUCUAACUGCUCUUAUUUUUGGAAGGUUGUUGAGUUAUUGCUCCCUGCUUGUGAGGCAGGAGUUCAGUCUCGAAGCAGGGAUGUUGGCUAACACAUACAAUUACCUGUGCAGGAACUUGCUAAUUGCCAAUGCUGGGGAUUGCCGAGCUGUGUUGGGUAAACGUGGAAGAGCAAUUGAGCUCUCCAAAGAUCACAAACCAAAUUGUACAUCUGAAAGACUAAGAAUUGAGAAACUGGGUGGUGUUGUGUAUGAUGGGUAUCUUAAUGGCCAAUUGUCAGUGGCACGAGCCCUCGGCGACUGGCACAUGAAGGGCUCCAAGGGGUCAGCAUGCCCCUUAAGUGCAGAGCCAGAGUUGCAGGAGACCAUCCUGAGUGAGGAAGACGAGUUCCUCAUAAUGGGCUGUGAUGGGCUUUGGGAUGUGAUGAGCAGCCAGUGUGCAGUAACGAUAGCAAGAAAGGAGUUGAUGCUCCAUAAUGAUCCUGUGAGAUGCUCAAGGGAGCUGGUGAGGGAGGCACUAAAGCGCCAGACGUGUGAUAAUCUGACGGUGCUUGUGAUCUGUUUCUCUCCAGAGCCACCACCUCGGAUAGAGAUCCCUAAAUCGCGGGGGGCAUUUAAUGUCUGUGUUGGCAUAGACUUCACCAUGACUAUGGUUUGGAUUCUAUUAUCACUGGUUUUCUCUUUUGGGUCGCUAUCAACUGGGGUUGGCCUGAACAUUUCUUCAAGACCACCUGUUGUGCAUCUUGGAGCUAUUUUGACCCUGGAUUCUAUCGUAGGAAAAGUUGCAAAGGUUGCAUUAGAGGCUGCAGUGGAAGAUGUAAAUGCCAAUCACAGCAUUCUUCAUGGAACAAAACUGGUCCUCACGAUGCAGGAUUCCAAUCAUAGUGGAUUUCUUGGUAUUGUUGAGGCUUUACAGUUUAUGGAGACUGGUAUCAUGGCCAUUAUAGGUCCUCAAUCUUCGGUUUUAGCUCAUGUGAUCACUCAUGUUGCAAAUGAACUCCAAGUACCUCUCGUAUCCUUUGCAGCGACCGACCCUACACUCUCUUCACUUCAAUACCCUUUUUUUGUAAGAGCUGUGCAAAAUGAUCUGUUCCAGAUGGCUGCAGUUGCCGAGAUGGUUGACUACUACAAUUGGAGAGAAGUAACUGCUAUCUUCAUUGAUGAUGAUCAUGGGAGAAAUGGGGUAGCAGCAUUGGGGGAUCAACUUGCUGAGAGACAUUGUAAGAUCUCUUAUAAAGCAGCUAUGAGCCCUCAGGUGACCCAAGAUGACAUUGCCAAUGUACUGGCUAAUGUAGCAAUGAUGGAAUCACGGGUUCUUAUUCUACACACUUAUCCUGAAUAUGGUCUCAAGGUAUUUGACUUGGCCCAUAAUCUCGGAAUGACAGGAGCUGGAUAUGUUUGGAUAGCUACCAGUUGGCUCUCUACCGUCUUAGAUACUAAUUUAUCCCUCCCUUCAGUUUCCAUGAAUUCGAUCCAAGGAGUUAUCACUUUGCGUCAGCAUACACCAGACUCGGAACAGAAAAUAAAUUUUUUGUCUAGGUGGAGUAACUUGACCAGGGAAAAUAAAAGUGCUCCUUUUGGGUUGAGUGCUUAUGGUCUAUAUGCAUAUGAUACUGUGUGGCUGCUAGCUCAUGCAAUUAAUGCAUUCUUUGAUGAAGGUGGAACUAUUUCAUUUUCCAAUGAUCAGAGGCUGAAGGAUGGGCAUGGAGGGAAUUUGCACCUUGAAGCAAUGAAAAUUUUUACUGAAGGGCAACUGUUUCUUAAGAACAUUUUGCGGAGCAAUCUGACAGGUCUUACUGGCCCUAUUCAGUUUACUUCAGAUGGUUCCCUCAUUCACCCUGCCUAUGAUAUCAUCAAUGUGAUUGGCUCUGGUUUCCAGAGGAUUGGGUACUGGUCUAACUAUUCUGGUUUAUCAGUUUUGCCUCCAGAAACGCUCUUCAUGAACCCACCUAGCCGUUUGAGUUCCAAUCAACAACUACACAGUGUAAUCUGGCCUGGGAAAACAAUGAUGAGGCCACGUGGGUGGGUUUUACCAAAUAAUGGAAGGCAGUUAAGAAUUGGAAUCCCAAAUCGAGUUAGUUAUCCUGAAUUUGUCUCACAAGCGAGAGGCAGUGAUGUAGUUCAGGGAUACUGCAUAGAUGUAUUUACUGCUGCUCUAAACUUGUUACCAUAUGGCAUUCCAUAUAGAUUCAUCCCAUUUGGGGAUGGUCAUAAGAACCCAAACUACAAUGAUCUUGUCAAUCUGAUCGCAACAGAUGUCUUUGAUGCUGCCGUAGGGGAUAUUGCAAUUGUCACAAGCCGUACAAGGAUUGUGGAUUUUACACAGCCAUAUAUGGAAUCUGGGCUAGUUGUGGUGGCACCUGCUACCAUGUCAAACUCCAGUCAAUGGGCUUUCCUACAGCCAUUUACCCCAAUGAUGUGGUGUGUUACAGGUAUAUUUUUUCUUGUUAUAGGAGCAGUUGUGUGGAUUUUGGAGCACAGGACAAAUGAUGAGUUCCGGGGCCCGCCUAAAAAGCAACUUAUCACCAUUCUAUGGUUUAGUUUCUCAACUAUGUUUUUCGCCCAUAGAGAGAAUACUGUCAGCACCCUUGGUCGCCUAGUGCUUUUCAUUUGGUUAUUUGUGGUUCUUAUAAUCAAUUCUAGUUACACUGCCAGCUUGACUUCAAUCCUCACAGUGCAACAACUAUCGUCACCCAUCAAAGGGAUCGAAAGUUUGAUAGUAAGCAACGAGCCCAUUGGCUUUGCACAGAGUUCUUAUGCCGAAAACUAUCUGAGUGAGAUACUUAACAUUCCCAAGUCAAGGCUUGUUCCUCUUGGCUCAUCAGCAGAAUAUGAGCAAGCUCUCCAAGCUGGUCCCAAGAAGGGUGGUGUUGCUGCCGUGGUUGAUGAGCGUGCAUAUGUUGAGCACUUCCUCUCAACUCGAUGUAAAUUCACAAUUGCAGGCGAAGAGUUUACCAAUUUUGGAUGGGGAUUUGCCUUCCUGAAGGACUCUCCUUUGGCAAUUGAUGUGUCAUCUGCCAUUCUGAAACUGUCCGAGAAUGGGGACCUCCAAAGGAUCCAUGACAAGUGGUUGACGAGAAGGGCUUGCAAUUCACGAGGGGCAAUGCUUGAAUCUGGUUCAGACCAGCUUCACCUUAGGAGCUUCUGGGGCCUCUAUGCAAUAUGUGGAUCUGCUUGCUUUCUAGCUCUCCUUGUAUACUUCAUAUUGAAGGUACGUCAGUUCAGGCGACAUUUUGGCAAAAAGCCCGAUUCUUCUGAUCAAUCUAGGUCACGAUCUACACGUCUCCAAACAUUCCUGUCAUUUGUUGAUGAGAAGGAAGAGACAACAAAGGUCAGGUCUGAAAGAAGACGAUCAGAAAGGUCCUUCCAUACCAAUAAAAUGGAAGAUGAAUCAACAAUUGUUUCCAAGAGAACGGAUGGGGAAAUAUGUUUAGAUGACAAUAUUUAUGAUGGCAAUUAGCUCAAUUAUUAGUUUUGCCAGCCCGUACAGAUUCUGUGUAUGCAAUCCAAUUUGUACCCUGUUAUGAAAUUCCUGACUUGUACCACCGAAAAGGUAAAAUAAUUCCUGACUCGCAAGUUGGAAUUAUCAUUAGCAUCCAGGAAGAUGUCAUUAGUUUUGGGUCCCGAUUGACAUUGAGAGGGGGGUGAAUCAUUGUGUCAAAUAUUUUUACACUUUCCAACUGUACCCCUGAUGUGGCAAUCACUAUUUGCACUUCAAUAGCACAGUCUAUUGAUGUUGCCCAGAGUUACUAUAUAUACUGCUGAUCAUUCUUACUGUUGCA